This is a messenger RNA of Vespa velutina, 7309 nucleotides long. RefSeq lists its product as uncharacterized. Gene Ontology annotation, cellular component: nucleus. NCBI's taxonomy places the organism in Eukaryota, Metazoa, Arthropoda, Insecta, Hymenoptera, Vespidae. The transcript is spliced from 2 exons. Bases 4932 to 6404 code for a protein of 490 amino acids. Gene Ontology annotation, biological process: negative regulation of meiotic nuclear division; regulation of mitotic nuclear division. The record is from RefSeq and is a predicted model, not a curated record. Gene Ontology annotation, molecular function: protein binding.
AUAUAUAUAUAUGCUUAUUUCUACCAUGAAACCAUAAACAUUGUAAAUGCUUGUAUAGUCCUCGUCUAAGGCUUUACAAUGUUUCUCUUUAAAUCUUUAAAUACAUCACUCGAAAGAACAUAAUUCUGAUAUAUAAUAAUAUAUUUAUAUAUAAUAACGUUGUAGCAAUAUGACGUGCAAUGGACUGGUAUGUGAUUCUGUAUUUAAAGUGCAAAUGUUGUGUGCAACUAUUAAGAGUAUUCAGAUGUUACAAAUUAAUAUGAAAUAUUGCUUAUCGGUACAUAAAACGACAUGCAAGCGCACAUGCGCGUUAUCACACACACAUGUAUGAUAUUAGUUCUGAAUAAGCGUUGAAAUAAGACACGUUUGUAUAUAUUUAUGUAUAAUAUAAAAAUAUCAUGUGUUAGUUAUUAUUGUAGAUUUAAGUAACUGAUGAUGAUAAUCAGAAACAGUAGCGUCGGUUGUUUUAAAUUCGUAUGGAGUUUUAAAAUGUCUUGCUACUACGAGUUUACUAGCUCGUGAAAAAUAUUUGAAAAAUUAAUAGAUUAUAAUUUUUUUCCUUUGAAAAAAUAUGAAACUCAUAGAAAUCACAUAAACAGUGUUCAAUUAACUAUGCUUAAUGUAUGUUAACCAUUAUUAUUACCGAAUCAAUUUACCGAUUCACUGAUUCUUUUUAUAAUUUUUCCAAAAUUAAUUUUUCGAAAGUAUCAACCAUAAAUGACAACUAUGGUAUCUUAUAUUUAAUUAUCUAUGAAAGAGAACAAGAUGAUGUUAAUGAAGCACUCAAGUACGCGAUGUCUUUCCUAAAGCAUAAUCAGAUUUCGAUUUGCAGAAUUUGUACCUAUACGUGCUUGAGUUAAAAUAGUUUCAAUACAGGUUGUAUACCGCACAAUUAUAUACAAUGAGGUCCAGUCAAAGUGAUUGUCACUAAAAGAUAUCAAUGUAACAUAGUCUAACGUAGCAUUCGAUGUGUCUAUUUUAAUUGAGCUCCAACUGCAGGCCAUGUAUACUUUCAAAAUGUGUACAUGUGUGUGUGUGUGUGUGUGCCCAAAAUGCCAAGCCAACAUUUCUUCCCUUAAAGUUAAGAUAGAAAUUUAUAUAUUUGACAUGAAAAUUAUCUGAUAUAACGACAUAAAAAAAAAAAAAAAGAAAGAAAGAAAGAAAGAAAGAUCUAAUACUUCACGCAGAGGUAUCGUUCUAUCGAGACAUAUUACAUCAUUUUCAUGCACUUUCAAAAUUUUCAAAUGAUUGAAACUAUAAGCAUUGAUUAUAUAAGUGCUAAGUUUAUUGUUUUACUAGCUUAAUGUGAUUAUAAAAAGGAUGACUUUUAAAAGGAAAGAAAGAAAAAAAAAAAAGAAAAAGAAAAAAAAACAAUCUUGAUAUAUAUUUUUUAAUAACUACAUUUAUAGAUAUAUUAAAAAUUUUCAAUGUAAACAUGACAAGAUGUCAUUUACAUAUCAUUACGAAUCUAUUAUUCAUUUAAGUAUAUUCCUAUAACGAAUAUCCACAUCUCUCGUCAUUUUUAUCUUGAAUAUAGGAAAUAUUUUGAUAUCAGAGAUUUACAUUGAAUUGAGCUUACAAAUACUUUCUGUUUUUUUUUCUCAAUUUUUGAUAAAUGUGCAAAAAUAGAUCAAAUUAUAUAUGUUUUUAUGAAAAUAUUAUAUUAUUUCACAUUACAAUAUUAAGUAAUAAAUAUUUAAUUAGAUUAACUGUUUGUCUAAAACAAUAUAAUAUACAUACAGCUUUCAUAAACUAUGCAUUUGAACUGAUACUCCAAAUAUAUUUUAUAUUAGAGAUUAGUCUAUGCAUUGGAUUAUAUUUUCAAAAAAAGAAAAAGAGAAAAAAAAAGAAAUAAACACAAAACCUAGCUAGUAUAAAAUUAUAUUCAAAAGUCAUGUAAGAAUGUGAAGUAGUAUCUAAUCCAAUAGAAAAAAAAAAAAAAAAAAAAAAAAAUUAUGCAAAUGAUAAAUAAGAAUCAUUUUCAAAUUUCUUGCGAGUUGGCUUGGCUUCUUCCAAACUCAGUAUUACAAAAUCUUAAGAAAAACAUUUAAAAAAAAAAAAAAAGAAAAAAGAAAAAAAAAGAAAAAAAGAAAAGGAAAAAAAGUAAAUUUGAAUUUACAACUUGUAAAUUGUUUCUCAAACUAUAUUUUAUAACUACACUUUCAUGAUAUUGGCUUCUGUCGUCUGAUUUCACUAUAAACUUUUAAAGAACUCCCUUUAUAUUUUUAUCAAUCAUUUAAAUUUUACAUAUAUGUUGAAGGUAACACUUACAAAAUUGUUGGCAAAUGAUAUUUUAUAUGUACUAUAAACGAUAUACAUCUUUAAGAUUUUAUAAAUAUUUACCGAAACGCAUAACUAAAACUACUGUAAGUGGUUGCAAUGGUAUGCUUUUAUAACUCCCUGCUAUGUUAGCACACUAGUUCAUAUAUUAAGAACUUCAUUCUGAACCAGUUUAAUUGGAACCAAGUACGACUAUUUGUCGUCAAUAUCAGAUAAUGGGACCGUUGUAAGAUUUUAUAAUAGCAUACUAAAGGUAUAGUAUCACUUUUUAUAGAUUAUAAAAGUGCCAACAUUUUGAUAGCGUUACAAUCACUUUUCCUCCUAAUUCUAUGACUCUGUUAAACUAUCAAUGAAAAUGUAAUUUAUUUAUUGUAAAUAAAAACAUAUAUUGCUUACACAUGGUUUUGUAUGAUCCAUUUUAAUGCGUUGUUAAUGUAAAUUAAAAAAUAAUAGGCUAAAGGGAUAUACAUAUAUAUAUAUAUAAAAUAAAAAAAAAAAAGUACAAAUAAAUUUACAUUGAAUUGUUGCAAUUACUGCGCAAAUAUUUCUGUAUAUAAAAAUUGAACAUAUAAUAAUAUUAAAGCAUAUCUUAGAAUUCAACUUUUUGCUAGUUUUAUUAACAACGGAGCAGACUCGAUUCAUUUUCUCUAAAAAAAAAAAAAAGAAAAAGAAAAAAAAAAUGUGAACGUUAAAAUUCACGUAUAAAAACAAAAAAUAAUUCGAUUUAAAACAUUUUGAUCCAAAUAUGGUAUCACAAGCCCUGAAUUCGUCGGUCAACCGACGAAAUUAUCGACGACCAAUAAAAAUCGAGUAUCCGACCAGUUACUUGCAUAUAGGUGGCGUGAUACGUGGUAAUUAAAUAUAAUUAAAAAAUAAAAAAAAAAACCCAAGCAAAAAAUUAACGGUCGAAUUCCGUUAUCCUUUUCCGAAAUAUCGAAAUUAUACAAAUCGAAAUAUCGAAAAUAUACAGGAUUUGUAUAUAUCUCGAUAUGUCAAUUUAAAAUCGGAAAAUUAUAUAUCGGCAUACUAUAUUACUCGAUCGAUAAAAUAUUACGUACUAUUCUAACGAAGAAAUAUAUAUGUAAUAAAUAAAAAAAAAAAAAAAAAAAAAAAAGAAGAAAAAAACCAUCAUUUUCGUAUAGUAUAUGCGUAAGAACCUAACGAGUACAUAAAACGAUGAUAUGUUUUCGAUCGAAUAAACAUUAAAAUCUUAUGAUAUCGUUCAUAUUAUUACGAACAAAGAAAUGGUUCUCGCAAUCGAUCAAGAACAAAGACUAAAGACAAAAUAAUAUUGUCGAAAUGAUAUUGUAACAAUCGCAAAGGGUGAGAACACUUUUAAUGUGUCUCGAAAUAUUUGGUUAAAUGUAUAAGAAAUUAUUACCAUUACCAUUCGCGAGAGCCGGCUUCUUCCGAAAAUUGAAUAAACUGGCGUCGUAGAAGCUCGAACAAUUGCGUCCUCCGAAAUUCCCUCGGCAACAGCGACGUUGAAUUAUCAUGUCGUCCUUCAGAGGACGCUGCUGGCGACGUCGUCAGAAAGGCAGUAGACCAAUCGUAGCACUUGGCAACGAACGGCGGGAUAAGACGGAGCACGGGAUUGGUCGAAAGAUCGUCGAGCGACUCGUGGUGGGACAACGGAUAAACAGUUUUCAAAGUUUCGAAGUGUCCUCAAGGCGUGUGGGGGGGUAUCCGCUAGGAAGGGGUAGCGGUGCCGCGUGCGUGUAUUUCCCGCUUCUUGCCUUAGCCAGGCAGACAGCAGCAGCAGUAGCAGUGUCAGGAGCGGAGCACCGAGUAUUAGUGUGGCGGUUACGGCCUUGUGUGAGAAAGUGUGUGUUUGUGUGUGUGAUGAGAAUAGUGUGUUAGUGCGUCGUAUGUUACUCUUUCGAAAGUGAAAAAGUCGAUUAAUUCGGAAUGACGUUUCGAAGUCGCUCGAAAAUAAUGGACCACGAUUAUAUUCUAUUAUCCUGACGGUACAAUAUCGCGACAAGGAACGACGUAUACGUCUUUUUUUUUCCGAGGCUUUUGUUUACAGACGCGCGAAGAGCUGUCUUUCUUGCUUUCUCCCGUUCUUCUCCUCGUUCUUCCUUCCUCUCUCUCUCUCUCUCUCUCUCUUUCUCUCUCUCUGUCUAUCUCUCCGUCUAUCCAUUUGUAUCUUACUCGAGAUAGUCAGGAUCGGGCUAAGCAGUUUCCCGCGCUAAGCACGUGAAAUAAUAAUUACAAGGCAAAAGCGAUAAGAGAUCGGUAAAAGUAAGAGAAUAGCAAUUUGUAUACAUACACGAGAGGAAGAAGAAGAAGAAGAAAGUGCGUCGUAAGUGGCAUUUUACGAUGGAUCUAACGUGGUUGUGUAAUGCGUAGAAAAAGUAGUUGAUAGAUCGAGAGGAAGGAAAGGAAAGAAAAAAAGAAUUUGGAAUCGUUCGUUCAUCGUUCGUUCAUCGUUCGUUCGUUCGUUCGUUCGUUCGUUCGUUCGUUCGUGCGUACGUACGUACGUACGUACAUACGUACGCCGAGGACACACGCGUCGUUCGGUGCUACGUAAUAUGGUGCUUUUGUACGAUUUAGAAAUCGUUCCUAGGAAGAGGUAGUCUACGGUCGACACCGCGAUACGCCGGUGAGACGUCUUUCGCGGCAACGAAGAGGCGGGAAAAUUCGACAGGAUGGAGGAUGAAAUCAACGUGAAUUUGGGAGAACCGGCUCACACCGCUUUCGAUAUAAGUAGGAACAAUUCUCACGGUUCUCAUGACAGCGUUGACAGUGGUUACUUAACCUUGACACCUCAUUCCGGUGUUUACACUCCGAUAAUCGCAGGAUGCAAAUCGCGCGUCACUCCUUUAAAAAGGCAUCAUCGGAUUCGUCAGGAUCCUUGGCAAUCGGAUCGCGCUCAACGUCAUCGUUCAAAGUUUAAUCAGUUGCUAAAUAGCAGUCAUAAUAAUGAUCAUGUCAUUUCCGAAAAUCAAGAAUGCACAUUCUCGUCCUUGGAAACUUCGAACUUGAGUAUCUCGAACCAAAGCCACAGCUUAGAACAUCCCAGUCCAAGUUGCACCACUCGAUAUGAAGAUUUUAGCGAAGCACCUACUAGCAGUAUUUAUGGAACAUGGAGAACUACGGUACCCGUAACACCGGCUUCUGCCAGUUUGCAAAUUCUUUCUCCUCCACCUUCUCCGGCAGUUCCUUCCUUGGCGGUACCAUCUUCCUCCUUUAUUGCCUCCGAACCAAUAGAGGAAGAUGUGGAAAUGAAACUAGUCAUUAUGCCACAGAGUACACCCCAGGAAACUAAUUCUACGCAUCAAAUUCUAGCACCUUGCAUCACGUGUUCUCCUACCAGUAGAAAAACUAAUACCGCAUCCUCUGUCGAGGGUCAAAAACUGCUAAGCAAACUUUGCAUCGUCGAUAUACCUUCUAUAACAGAAAUAAAGCCGAAGAGGUUGGAUUUCAGUCACCGUGCUUUCUCUUUGGCAUUACAUCGUACAAGGACUAGGCUAGAUUACACCGGUAGAAAAACUGUGGAUCUUCUGGCGCUAUUAGGAGAGAAGAGUAAUCAUUGGAGGAUAAUCUCAAAAAUUCUAUCCUUCUUAGGACCACAGGAUCUUUGUUCUAUAAGCAUGGUAUCAAAAGUAUGGAGGAGAAUUUGCGUAGAAGAUUCGAGAGCCAAUACGAGAAGACUGAGCCAUAUAAUACUCAGGCAGAACACCAAGGAGAAUUUGAAAUUAAUAAAGAAAGUCAAAAUGGACAUGGAUACCCAGAGCAGUCCCAGAAGUAGAUUCGUCAGGAAGGGAUGCUUGAUGGAGGUCCAGAACUUGGUUGUUUCUUCCCAGCAAAGACCGCCCAACAGCCCGCCUGUAUCUCCGAGCAAAGUCAAAUUCCAUUCUUUCGUUAAGGCUAGUCGUACACUCGCACCAUGGGAGCAUCUACUACCAUGCCCGAGAUGUUCUUUUCCUUGCCACGUCGACGGCGAAAAGAACGUGGGAACGUGCUCGAGGCAGGGUUGCUCGAUGGAGUUUUGCACGUCGUGUUCUUCGAGGCCCCAUACAGGUCCUUGUAAGACGCCCCUCUUGGCCACGCCAACGAAGCGCAAUAAGCGGCUCGUCGUCGGUUCCAGGCAGAGCAAGCGAAACCUCAGAAGAUUGUAACAAAGAUGACGAGAAGAAGGAAGAAGAAGAAGAAGAAGAAGAAGAAGAAGAAGAAGAGAAUAAGAAGGAGAAGGAGAAAGAAAAAAGAAGAAAGAAAAGAGAAGAUAUAAAGAAAAAAAUUAUUAUUAUUAUUAUUAUUAUUAUUAUUAUUAUUAUUAUUAUUAUGAUGAUGAUGAUGAUGAUGAUGAUGAUGAUGAUGAUGAUAAUGGAAAAAAAGGGCGAAACUUUGAGAAGGAAGAAGAAACGGCGGAAGACUCGUCGUCGGCCGUUCUGCAUAAAAAGAAAAAAUAAAAAGAAAAAAGAAAUAAAAUAAAAAGUAAAAGAGAGGAAAGAAAAAAAGAAAAUAAAAAAUAAUCAAAAUAAGAUCUCAUAUCCGAUCAAUGAUCCCCGAUCGAUGGAGGAGUUUGGUCGAUCAUCGAAAAGAAAAGAGAAAGAUAAAGAAGAAGUUGCCUUUACCUAUCAAGCUCUCUUCUCGUGUAAUAUCACGGUAUAAGGAUAAUCGUAGGAGCGGCACGAAGUUUCAACCUCAAAUUACGGCCUUGAUCGAGAAAGGUAUUCGCCAUGGCUUGGCUCUCGCACCACGUAUGUGUAGUACGUUUACGCGAGAGAGUCGUGGCCUCUCGGUACUUUCUUUCUCUCUCUUUCUUUCUCCCUCUCUCUCAGAAGCAGCAGAAGCCACCGGUGCACCUGAGACCCAGCAACUUCUGGGACCUGCUCCGUUCGUUAUUAUCGGCGAGUUGCAAGGGCCCUGUCGUUUUCGUCGAAGGAGAAAAAGUGGGAGGCGGUUGUUUGCCAAGACAGACAGAGAGAAAGAGAGAGAGAGAGAGAGAGAGAGAGAGAGAGAGAGAGAGAGAGAGAGAGAGAGAGAGAGAGAGAGAGAGAGAGAGAGAGAGAGAAAGAGGAAG